ACAAAGAGAGGAAGGAGGCGGGGGUUCCGGCUGUCAGUGGCCGGUGCAGCAGCACAGCAGCUCGGCUACAGCAGGGAGCAGCAGCCUGCUCUCCUGGUCCUCUCUUCCCGGCACAUAUUCUGCGUCCUCCCCGCUGACACCCGCUCCAACAUGUCCGCCAGGCCGGGAUUCUACCGCCAGGAGCUGAACAAGACGGUGUGGGAGGUUCCGGAGCGGUACCAGAACCUGACGCCGGUGGGCUCCGGAGCCUACGGUUCUGUGUGCUCGGCCUACGACGUGGUCCUGCGGCAGAAAGUGGCGCUGAAGAAACUCUCCAGGCCUUUCCAGUCUCUGGUCCACAGUCGCCGCUCCUACCGGGAACUGAGGCUCCUCAAGCACAUGAAACACGAGAACGUGAUCGGGCUGCUGGACGUCUUCACCCCUGCUGUCGCCUUGGAGGACUUCAACCAACUCUACCUGGUCACCAACCUGAUGGGUGCAGACCUCAACAACAUAGUCAAGUUCCAGAGGUUGUCUGACGAGCACGUUCAGUUCUUGAUCUAUCAGCUGCUGCGAGGCCUCAAGUACAUCCAUUCAGCGGGCUUAAUUCACAGAGACCUGAAGCCCAGCAACGUGGCCGUUAACGAGGACUGUGAGCUCAGAAUCCUGGACUUUGGCCUGGCGAGGCAGACGGACGACGAGAUGACAGGCUACGUGGCGACUCGCUGGUAUCGAGCGCCAGAAAUCAUGCUCAACUGGAUGCACUACAACCAGAACGGUGAGAGCUCCUUCCGUCGGAGACCUUCUGAGGGAGGAAAGAACUUCACAUGUAGGCUUUGUCUUCCAGUUGAUAUCUGGUCAGUGGGAUGCAUCAUGGGAGAGCUGCUGAAGGGGAAAGUCCUCUUUCCCGGCACGGACUAUAUCGACCAGCUGAAGAGAAUCAUGGAGAUAGUUGGAACGCCGACGCCUGACCUCCUGAAGAAGAUCUGCUCCGAGCAUGCUCAGAAGUACAUCCAGUCUCUGCCUUUCAUGCCCCAGCAGGACCUGGAGAAGAUCUUCAGGGGAGCAAAUCCACUCGCCGUGGAUCUGCUUAAGCGUAUGCUGGUUCUGGACUGCGACGGCAGAAUCUCAGCCAGCGAGGCGCUGUCCCACCCUUACUUCUCUCAGUACCACGACCCGGACGACGAACCAGAGGCGCCGCCUUACGAUCAGACGCUGGAGAGCAAAGACCGCACUCUCGAAGAAUGGAAAGAGUUGGUGUUUGCGGAGGUGAGCGGUUUCAAGGCGUCUGGCGGCAAGACCGGCGGCCUUCAGGCGGAGCAGUGAGCCCCGCCCGUGCCACACCCGCUCACCUGUACAAGUCACCUGGACUUCCCGUCAGCCUGAAAGAAGAAAAACGCAGCCUGCUUCCUCGUUAUUGCAACACUUUUGAUGUUUUCGCCGUUUACACGCUAAGAAUGUACUCCCGCCUGCAUACUACAUACUGCAUACUGCAUACUACAUACUGCAUACUCCAUACUACAUACUACAUAGUACAUACUAUAUACUGCAUACUGCAUACUACAUACUACAUACUGCAUACUGCAUGAGUGUACUAUGUCAACACGCCAGCCUGCAGGUCAGAGGGAGGAAAUGCACCAAAUAAUCAUUUCAUCAAAUGAUAAAAGUUGCAGUGAGGAAGUUGUAGUAACCACCGACUGUGCUUUGACUUCAUUUAAGUGUUCACAGCGUGGAUCGUCAACACACCUUGCUAAUUAUUUCUAUGGUUUAUUAAGUAAAUAUGAUUUCAGCAUCACUUUCGAUUGUUUACUGUAUUUGCAGGGUGAGCUGCAACUGUCGAGUGUACUUAAAGUAUGCUAACGUGAACGUGGAGUGUACCUACAGUACGCUAACGUGAAGUGUACUUAAAGUAUGCGAUGUUACGUCGUCUGGAUUUUAAACGUGUGUGUUUUACUUUUUAUAUUCUGUGUGUUACUUUUGUUCUUAUAAACAUUUGAUCACCAAAUCUUUA
Entelurus aequoreus (snake pipefish) is the source of this 1990-nucleotide messenger RNA. RefSeq names its product mitogen-activated protein kinase 11-like. The transcript has 11 exons. The record is from RefSeq and is a predicted model, not a curated record. Gene Ontology annotation, biological process: intracellular signal transduction; protein phosphorylation. The coding region runs from base 151 to 1305 and encodes 384 amino acids. Gene Ontology annotation, molecular function: ATP binding; MAP kinase activity. Lineage: Eukaryota; Metazoa; Chordata; Actinopteri; Syngnathiformes; Syngnathidae. Gene Ontology annotation, cellular component: cytoplasm; nucleus.